AUGGGCGUGGAGAAAUUUGAAGAGAAAGAUGGAAAUAAGAUUGAAUUACCGGAAGGGUUUGAAGAGAGAGUGGAAGGAAGAGGAAUGGUGGUGAGAAAUUGGGUACCCCAAUUGGAAAUCUUGGGACAUCCGUCUACGGGUGGACUUUUGAGCGAUUGUGAGUGGAAUUCUUGUUUGAAGAGCAUCAGCAAGGGAGUUCCAAUAGCAGCUUGGCCAAACAAUGCAGACCAGCCCUAUAAUGCUGAUUUUGUAACGAGUUGUGUGAGGAGUUGGGCUCGUAAAGAAGAAUUGGUGACAGCAACUGCAGUCGAGAAAGCUGUCAAGACUUUGAUGGGAACGCCAGAAGGGGAAGAGAUGAGGCAAAGGGUGGUGGAGUUGCGCAAUAAGAUCAAUAACUCUGUUAGCCUGCAAGCGAGGAAAUGGAAUCUUUCAUUACCAGAUAAUUGCGUUGGAUUGAAGAAAACAAGAAAAAUGCCAAAUCUUGGGUAG
Molecule: messenger RNA, 489 nt
Organism: Nicotiana tabacum (common tobacco)
Lineage: Eukaryota; Viridiplantae; Streptophyta; Magnoliopsida; Solanales; Solanaceae
Source: RefSeq, a predicted model, not a curated record